Messenger RNA from Anisakis simplex (herring worm), 603 nucleotides. The record is from the annotation of a GenBank genome assembly. Lineage: Eukaryota; Metazoa; Nematoda; Chromadorea; Rhabditida; Anisakidae.
AUGGCAUCGUCGCAAAGAUCCAUCGGUGAACCGUGUGCAUUUUUACCGAAUCGACCGGGUGAACCUUACUUUCAACUGCGACUCAUACCGGAUCGGAUAGUCUUUCGAGGAGAGCGAUUGAGUGAGGUGGCAACAACCGUUGAAAUGCAAAUGAUAAACCUGACACAGCAUCGCCAAUGCUUCAAGAUCAAAUGCACUUCAGUGGAAAUCUUUCGUGUUCGACCACCGUUGGGUUUCUUGAACGGUGGUGAGACGAUACCAAUUCGAAUCACCUUCUUCAGUAAGCAAGUACCGCAAACUGGAAAGCAUUUUUUCGUCUUCUAUCACAUUGCAACGAAUGAGAAAGCACCACCUCGUCAAAUAUGGUCUCACGUAACAAAACCAGACGGUGUAUGCCGAGUUUUGUGUGCUUUCGAACGAGACGACGGGGCUCAGGCGGUUGUUCCGGACGCGGCGCCUAGGGGCGCUGAAACGAAACCACUCACACCGAUCCAUAAACCAAGCACUAAUAGCAAUUCAGAGAAACGAAUGGAUUCAUCAACCGCAUCCGGCCGUGUGAAAUCAUCCGAAAAAGCAUCUCCACCACCUAAAAAUCAGCUUUAA